ACAUUUUUAAUUUAACGAGUCAAAAUGUCAUUUAAUUCAAACUUUUCCAUCCGCUCCAUCCUUGGUGAAGAAGCUGAAGCAGCAAAUGGGGAUGCAGAUAGGCCCAAAUAUUCAUAUGGUGCAUUAAUCAUGAUGGCUAUAAAAGCGAGUCCCAGUGGACGAUUGACACUGGCGGAAAUCUAUCAGUACAUAAAAAACCACUUCGCAUAUUAUAGGACAUGCAGAACAGAUUGGCAAAAUGCUAUUCGUAACAACUUGAGUCUGAGUGAACAUUUCGUGAGACUUCCCCGUGAAUGCGAUGAUCCUGGACGUGGAGGUUAUUGGACUCUGUCUCCACAGUAUCAACAAUUGUUCGUUGGAGAUGACACAGGAAGACUGCGCCAACCUCCAGGUCCUCCAUCACCUCCGAUCAACUGCAAUUACGUACCCAUGCCAGGGAUUCAAGGUCCUGCAUAUCAAUAUAGAUAUUAUGGUGUUCCUGCAUGUAAGUGCUAUGAAAUGGUGGUACCCGCUCUGCAAUUGCAUCAAAUGCUUUUCAAUAUGCAGCAACUCUAGCGGAUGCAAAUGACAUGUCAAUCUAAGUUAGUACAUAAAAUAUGAUUUAGUUAAAAAUAGACAUAAUUAUAGUAAAACUGUGAAUAAGUUAAG
This is a messenger RNA of Hermetia illucens (black soldier fly), 648 nucleotides long. Its product is annotated as forkhead box protein I2-like. Bases 25 to 555 code for a protein of 176 amino acids. Gene Ontology annotation, molecular function: RNA polymerase II cis-regulatory region sequence-specific DNA binding; DNA-binding transcription factor activity, RNA polymerase II-specific. The transcript has a single exon. NCBI's taxonomy places the organism in Eukaryota, Metazoa, Arthropoda, Insecta, Diptera, Stratiomyidae. The record is from RefSeq and is a predicted model, not a curated record. Gene Ontology annotation, biological process: anatomical structure morphogenesis; regulation of transcription by RNA polymerase II; cell differentiation.